ACUUAAAACCCUUCGAAGUUUGUUUAUCACUGUUUCGGUUCACUAGUAUUCACCGACCACCACCACCACCGUAAAUCAGUCCGUACCCACCGCCACCGGAGUGAAUCAGCAGCAGAAAAGAUGAUGAGGGACGUGUCGAGCUGCAACACGUACGAUUACGGAGACGCCCAAUACUGGGACGCCCGCUACGUCCAGGAAGGUGACUCCUUAUUCGACUGGUACCAGCGCUACUCUGCUCUCCGCCCUUUCAUCCGCAACUUCAUUCCCCUCACCUCCUCUCCUGUUCUCGUCGUCGGCUCCGGCAAUGCCGUUAUGUCGGAGGACAUGGCGAAAGAUGGAUAUGAAGACAUAAUGAACAUUGACAUCUCAUCAGUGGCUAUCAACCUCAUGAAAACCAGAAACAGGCAGAUCCCUCAGUUGAAAUACAAGCAAAUGGAUGUGAGGGAUAUGAGCUUCUUCCCAGAUGAAUCCUUUGACGGUAUUAUUGAUAAAGGAACUCUUGAUUCAUUGAUGUGUGGCAGUGAUGCUCCGAUUAGUGCUGCCCGAAUGCUAGGGGAAGUGAGUAGGCUUCUUAAACCUGGAGGGGUCUAUAUUUUGAUAACUUAUGGUGAUCCUAAAGUUAGAAUGCCUCAUUUGAGCCGGCCAGUGUAUGACUGGAAUACUGUUCUGUAUAUCCAACCCAGACCAGGAUUCCAGAGGCCUGAAGGCUGCAGUUCCUCAAGGAAGUCAUAUUUGGAACCUGUUCCUAUCACCGAGAACGGUUCCCUUCCAGCUGAGUUUGUUAUGGAAGAUCCAGAUUCACACUUCAUUUAUGUGUGUAAAAAGAAGGAUGCCAAGGAAUUACUUUCACUAUAUAGAUUGAGAAUUGAUGAUUUGUAGUAAUCACUUCUAGUGAACUGAUGAUGAAGGUAGCUCGUGCUCGGGAUACUAGCUUCAACAGGCAUCAUUGCCAUUUAUGUGCUUACUUCCAGGGCUAAAUCAUUACCAUCCUUGCGUGUCUGUAACAUAUAAUUGAUUCUAAAUGAGUCUGCUAGGUUUUAAGCAUGAAAUUCUAAAACAAAUAAAAGGAAGAAAGUCUUUAGAGACCCUAUACGAACAUUAUCUUAUUGUAUCAAUUCAGGGUGCAUUGGCCCUCAACUAUGUGUACAAGUAGUUCGCUGAAUAAGCUCUUAUUGAGUACGUUACUUGAAUCA
Messenger RNA from Rosa chinensis, 1193 nucleotides. RefSeq names its product EEF1A lysine methyltransferase 4. Gene Ontology annotation, molecular function: S-adenosylmethionine-dependent methyltransferase activity. The record is from RefSeq and is a predicted model, not a curated record. Bases 121 to 879 code for a protein of 252 amino acids. The transcript has 8 exons. Lineage: Eukaryota; Viridiplantae; Streptophyta; Magnoliopsida; Rosales; Rosaceae.